Molecule: messenger RNA, 819 nt
Organism: Nanorana parkeri
Lineage: Eukaryota; Metazoa; Chordata; Amphibia; Anura; Dicroglossidae
Product: histamine H3 receptor-like
Exons: 3
Coding region: 1-819 (272 amino acids)
Biological process (GO): adenylate cyclase-activating adrenergic receptor signaling pathway
Cellular component (GO): membrane
Molecular function (GO): G protein-coupled receptor activity
Source: RefSeq, a predicted model, not a curated record
AUGGAACUUUACAGACUAUAUAAUGAGACUGGCAUUGAUUUGCUUAAUUUUAAUGAGACUGAUACCCUAGAGAUACAGUUUUCAGACUCAAUGAAACUCGUGAUAAUCCUGCUUAUCUCUUUAAUUAUUGUGUUCACAGUUCUUGGUAAUAUUUUGGUUAUGUUAGCUUUCAUUGUGGAUAAAAGGCUUCAUACUCAAAGCAACUUCUUUCUUCUGAAUUUAGCCAUAUGUGAUUUCAUCAUAGGAGUGUUUGUCAGUCCUUUGUAUGUCCACUACUUGCUAACAGGAAAAUGGGUGUUUGGAAGAUACCUUUGCAAACUCUGGUUAAUCUGUGAUUAUACAAUGUGCACAGCUUCAGCAUUCAAUAUUGUUCUGAUCAGUUAUGACAGGUUUCUCUCUGUAACAAAGGCUGUACUCUAUCGUUCCUUCCAAAAAAACCACACACAGACAGUCCUCAGAAUGGCUGCGGUCUGGGUAAUGUCUUCCUUGCUGUACAGUCCAGCCAUUCUGUUUUGGAAAAGUGUUUUCAGUACAACGGAUGUGGCUGACAGCUCAUGCUCAGCUGAUUUUUAUGAAACCUGGUAUUUUAAUUUGAUAACAUCAUGCUUUGAUUUUAUCCUUCCACUAAUAAGCAUUUCCUAUUUUAAUUUGACAAUCUACUGGAACAUAUCUAAACGCAGCAGAAGGAAAACAUUAUAUUCUAUUCCUCUUGCUUCGGAAGCAAAAAAGAAACAUGUUAUGCCAUUUAUCAUAUCAACCAAUCUAGUUUUAUAUUCCAUGCAGCAAAACAGGGAAAAAAAUACUGCAUUUCCAAUUUGA